This is a messenger RNA of Tigriopus californicus, 775 nucleotides long. RefSeq lists its product as uncharacterized. The transcript has 3 exons. The record is from RefSeq and is a predicted model, not a curated record. NCBI's taxonomy places the organism in Eukaryota, Metazoa, Arthropoda, Copepoda, Harpacticoida, Harpacticidae. The coding region runs from base 233 to 646 and encodes 137 amino acids.
AAAGUUACUCAUUGACUGCAGUACUGAAAAAAAAAGAGUCAAAAAAAUGAGUAAUUGUCACUUGUAUGUGGCCUAACGUUAGAUGUGAGCCGGCACUAUCUCAAAAAAGAUCUUAUCACACCGACGUAAAUAAUAGCUUCAAGUUCAUGCUAGGCACUCAUUUCCAAUCUAUCCCUGAACCAGUGUACACUCGCUACUCACACGUCGACACACUCAAAUCCAUUUACACAAUAUGGCUGGAUCAUUACUGUUCUUCAAACGUCGAGCGCCCCUCGUGCUUCUCAUUCUGACUCUGGGAGGCCUCAUCAAAAAUUCCCAAAGCUUUUCAUGCUACAUCAAGGCUCCAGGAGGAACGGACAACCCUCAGACAUGUCCUACGUUUUCUAAAGGAUGCACCAAAUUGGAAACCUUUACUGCCAAUGGAGUGGUUCGCGAGGAGAAAUUAUGCGGAGCUCAGGAAUUGCCUGGCUACGAAUACAAGGAAGGGUGUGACGAGAUUUCCGUGCCGUUUCGACAACGCGAAUGCUAUUGUCGGGAAAAUCUCUGCAAUGGUGGAGUCAGUCCUCAUCUGGAUCAAUGGGGGGUGGCCAAGAUGCUCCUGAUCUCUGGGAUCGCAUUCCUUUUCAAGUUCACAUUCAGCGCCUAGAUGGCAAAUGGAUAUGGAAGAGAUUUGGUUGAUUUGUUCCACCUUCUGUUUCUUCGGGAUUUGUCCCAUUAUGUGAAUCCAAUAUGAUUGAAUGAUUGACAAUUAAAGUUUUGAUUGCGAUAAAACAAA